ACUUAUCCUCUUUCCCUCACUGGUGAGCCUAAGAGAACCUCAAAACUAGUAUCAUCGUUCAAUCGUUGUCUCGGGGUCCUCCGAAUCAGUGUCCACAAAUAACAUUUGAGGAAUUUACAAGAUUCGUUCGUAAUCGACGACCCACCACCGAUUGGUCAAAAAGAUUGAAUUGAACCAACGUGCUCAAAGGAAACCAAAGUCCAAGACUUUGAACGGAUUUGAGUGUGUGACAGAGAGACACAAAAGAUGCUGAAGAGCGAGCCAUCUCUCUCGAUUUACUGCGAUUCUGGAGAUGGGUUCAAAAGUGAAGAUCCGGUAGCUGAAAUCGAGAAGAAUUUGAAGAGAACUGUUUCGAUUGGUGAUUCGGUUGACGCCGACUUCAGUUUCGCGAAGCACAAAAUCGAUAUCUUAUCGGUCAAGGAAGAAGACAGUGAAGGUGAGAGAGGAGAUAGAGGGAAAGGGGUUUUUGAUAGAGAUGAAGAGGUUAUUAAGAAGCUAGGGACUGGUGAGAGCAGAGAUGAUGAACAAAGUUUUGAGAUUGAACGACCACCAAGUCCUCCUAUGCAUUUAGCUGCAGGGCUAGGGAUUGAUAAGUUCGAUUUGUAUGGUGAUGAGAUCAAAUUCGAUUUACCGAGUUUUGAUGAUGACAACUGUGGUGAUUACUACAAAAGAAUGAUCGAGGAGUAUCCAUUGCAUCCUUUGCUUCUCAAAAACUAUGCCGAGUUCUUAGAGUACAAAGGAGAUCUUAAUGGGGCAGCAGAGUAUUAUCAUAAGUGUACUGUAGUUGAGCCUAGUGAUGGUGUAGCCUUAGCAAACUAUGGUAGAUUAGUGAUGAAACUUCACCAGGACGAAGCUAAAGCCUCAAGCUACUUUGAACGCGCUGUUCUAGCAUCUCCUAAGGAUAGUAAUGUUCUUGCAGCAUAUGCUAGUUUCCUCUGGGAGAUAAACACUGAGGAUGACGAUGAUGAUGAUGACUCUUUUGGAGGCCUAACCCGUCAAGGAAAAGAAGACUUUGAGCCCGAAGCAGGGGGAAACCGCAGCUCAAGGUUGUCUGAAACAGAAGAUGGAGAAACACUAUGCAGAUAUGCGAAAGCGUUUUGGAGUAUUAAUCGUGACCAAGAGAAGGCCUUGUUCUAUUUCGAGAAGGCCGUUGAAGCCUCUCCAAAUGACAGCAUUAUACUUGGAGACUAUGCUCGGUUCCUGUGGGAAAUAGAAGAAUGAUGGUCAUCAAGAAGAAGAAAGAGAUGUCUCUAGAGUGAGGAAAAAAAUCCCAGGUUCAGAAGAUCUCUCCUUCAGAAAGAAAAAGCUAUUGUUAUAUUAGCUUUAUGCAGCUUCACUCAUUUCCGUUAUGUCUUGUAUCCUCAGAAUUGACAGAAUCUCUUUCAAAAAACCCUUUUUAAAUCUAUAUCGCAGAAUCGAAUGUGUAAUAUAAAUGCUUCUUCAUAC
Messenger RNA from Eutrema salsugineum, 1446 nucleotides. RefSeq lists its product as uncharacterized. Bases 247 to 1221 code for a protein of 324 amino acids. NCBI's taxonomy places the organism in Eukaryota, Viridiplantae, Streptophyta, Magnoliopsida, Brassicales, Brassicaceae. Gene Ontology annotation, biological process: RNA processing. The transcript is spliced from 5 exons. Gene Ontology annotation, molecular function: protein binding. The record is from RefSeq and is a predicted model, not a curated record.